Xenia sp. Carnegie-2017 is the source of this 1918-nucleotide messenger RNA. RefSeq names its product galactose-1-phosphate uridylyltransferase-like. The record is from RefSeq and is a predicted model, not a curated record. The transcript is spliced from 2 exons. Gene Ontology annotation, biological process: beta-D-galactose catabolic process via UDP-galactose, Leloir pathway. Gene Ontology annotation, cellular component: cytoplasm. Bases 382 to 1434 code for a protein of 350 amino acids. Gene Ontology annotation, molecular function: UDP-glucose:hexose-1-phosphate uridylyltransferase activity; zinc ion binding. NCBI's taxonomy places the organism in Eukaryota, Metazoa, Cnidaria, Anthozoa, Malacalcyonacea, Xeniidae.
AGAGCGGAAUAGCCAGAGAGCAGCAUUUUGGUUUGUGAAUGAGGGUCAUAAGCAUCAUAAGUCCUUUUUGUGUCCUUGGAGGUCGAGUAACUCAAAGAAUGCGCGAAGUGAAAUCAUGUUAGUAAUAUUCCGAAAAAAACACUAGUAUAACAUAAAUCAGUAAACAUAUAUUUUCAUGUAAAAAUGCAAACUUUUAUGUUAUAUCAAUGGUUAUACUAGUGAUUUUCCCGCUUUUAUGUUUUCCUCUGGUCAUUCUACGAAUCUCUCCGGGCUUUUCCGGCGCGUUUUAUUGGCGUGAAUCACGAGAUCACGACCACGAACGAGGUCAUGUAUGACACAACGAAUGAGUAUUGAAAAAUAUUAAAAGAAAACGCAUAAAAUAUGGAUGAAAAACCUCAUCUUCGUUUUAAUCCGUUGAAAGACGAGUGGGUUGUUGUAUCGCCUCAUCGAACAAAACGUCCAUGGAAAGGACAAGUUGAAAAAACUGAAGAAACGACCAUACCAAGAAGAGAUUUAAAUAAUCCUCUUGUACCAUCUGCAAUUCGAGCAAGUGGGGUAAAGAAUCCUGAAUACAGCAGCGUUUACGUAUUCAAAAACGACUUUCCAGCUUUGCUAGAGGAAAAUGAAGAUGAUGCAAGUAUUUUUAAAGAUGAAGGUGAAUUAUUUCAAAGUGCACCUGCCCAUGGUACUUGUAAGGUGUUGUGUUUUCAUCCAUGGUCAGAUAUGAUAUUACCCCUUAUGGAAACAAGCGAUGUAGUCAAAGUUGUACAAGAAUGGAUAAAGCAGUAUAUUGAAUUGUCCAAGAAAUAUUGUUGGGUACAGAUUUUCGAAAACCGUGGAGAAAUAAUGGGUUGUUCAAAUCCACAUCCUCACUGCCAAAUCUGGGCGAGUUCUUUUCUUCCCAAUGAACCAUCAGUUAAAGAUAAAACACAACAAGCAUAUUUCUUGAAACAUGGAACUCCAUUGUUGAUGGAUUAUCUGAAGCAAGAGAUUAAAAAGAAAGAACGCAUUGUAAUUGAGAACAACCAUUGGCUAGCAGUUGUACCAUACUGGGCAGUAUGGCCAUAUGAAACCUUGCUAUUACCAAAGAGACAUAUUUUACGCCUAUCUGAUUUAACAAAUGAUGAGCAAGUAUCUUUGGCAACCAUCAUGAAACUUCUUGUUACAAAGUAUGAUAAUUUAUUCCACUGUGUAUUCCCAUACUCCAUGGGUUGGCAUGGUGCCCCUACAUUAAUGGAUAAUGACGAUUGCUCCCAUUGGCAACUCCAUGCUCAUUACUAUCCACCUUUAUUACGGUCUUCAACAGUGAAAAAGUUUUUGGUUGGUUAUGAAAUGUUGGCAUCACCUCAACGAGAUCUUACUGCUGAACAUGCAGCUCAGAAACUAAGAGAACUUCCUGAUGUACAUUAUAAACUUGUGAUGAACAAAGAAUGAAGAUACAAUGUUUUUAAGUAUGUAAGGGCAAAAAGUAAAACAAAAAUUUUUCUAAUAAAAUAAUAUUUUUUAUUGAAAAGAACUUUUAAAAGUGAUAAUGGACUUGUUUUGUCUUAUGUCUUUGCAUUCUCAAUGUAUUGAAGUUUUGAGAUGCCCACUUUAUAGAUUGACAUUAUUAUUGCAUAACGAGUUGCUGCAAAUUUAUAAAUAUUCUUAAGUAUCUCACUCAACUUUUGGAUGAAAUACGCUUGCAGAAUUGUAUGCCACUUUACAACAGCAGGAAGUCUGUCUGUUUAUUGUAUCUUAUGAGCAAAUCUUUUUAAUAUUACAAAUUAUCAUUAUGUAAAGUGACAUCACUUUCUGUAUAAAUUGAAUAUCACAAUAUCUUGAGAAUGGAAGAAGCUAAACUGUUUUAGAUAGUUCACUGUCAUUUUAACUGUUCAAUAAAAAUGUAAUUACAUAAUUUGCAAAUUUUUUUAUUGAA